GCUGUUGUCCACGCGGAGGCGCCGGCUGCAGGGCCCAGCGACUGCGGCGGGUCCACUGGAGGCGCGCCCGAGGCGGCCUCUCACCCGCUCGACCCGAACGAUCUCAAGAACGACUUCUGCGAGGUGUGCCAGACUGGCGGCAGGCUGCUGCUGUGCGACAGGUGCCCUCGAGCUUUCCACGUUCGAUGCAUUGAGCGCUUCGUGGAGCUGGAGGGACUUGAGCAGUGCAGCGAGUGGCGUGCACUAGGAUACUGCAUGCGCUAUGCCAAGUGCCGCAAGCGCGCUGUCAGACUGCAGCGCAUGAGGUUGGAGGAGGUGCUCGCAGUGGAUCGCGUCUUGAAGACGCGAGUGAAGAAGUGGGCCCUGCGGAUGACCAUUCAUCGCAGCUUCUUGUCGCGCCGCCAUGGCCCCCUGCGAUUGAUGGUACGUCGUGUCGGCGGCGCCACAGGUAAGCCAGAAGUCACGAGCCGCCUCUUUUCUCAUGGUGCUAUCUUGGACGUGGCUUACAGCUGGGGCGCUCACCCGGCGACCGUUGCUGCAGUUCACGACAUCAGCGUCCCAUGGGUCAGGUGCAUGCGCCAAGUGAUGGCGGCCGCCUACAUGUACUACCAGAACAAGGCGCUUGGUGCGAUUGUAGUGGCUGCUCGGGCGCGCCGACCAUCAUUCUGCAUAUCGCGCCUGGCAUUCGAUGAGACGGGAGAGCGGAUCACAGUACCAGUGAAGCAAGGGGACACCACGUCGGACGAGUGCGCGACGUGGCACGUGUUGGUUGCCCGCCUGACCAUUUACAUCGGCUGGCACAGCGACGAGCACGGCACCACGGUCGUGAAGCACACAGUCGUCUUGCCAAACCUCGUCGUGGCAUCGCCGAGUGCGCCUCACAUUCACGCUGUUCUUUUCCGCCAUAAGGUGCUCACGCCGAUCUUCGCCGCCCUCCGCCUCAUCCAGGACCUGUCCGAUCGCGCGUUGUCCAUCGUUGAGACGGAUGCUGCUAUGGCCAACGAUAGGCUGUGGGCCCACAUGGUGGCUUCAUCGCGCCAAUCUGGAGUGCUUGACUGCAGGUUCGUGUGCCGCCUGCACGGCAUGCAGCUCAUUCGGGUCGUGCUGCUGGCGGUGGUUGCCGGGCAGCUUCUGUCUCGGCUGUGCAGUAUAGGUCUCCUGUUCGUCAAGACCAGCUACUUCACAAAGAUGGUGAAGGGGGUCCCCGCCAUCCUGGCCUCGGACCGCCUCGUCAUCGCCCACGCCCCGACCCCGGGCUCGAUGGAGUACGCUCGCGAGGUCAUCCACUUUGCCGCGGUGCACUACAAGAACUUCCAGAGGUGCUUGAUGCAGCCGAAGAUGGAGCGGCGGCGGCGGCGACAAGCCCGUGACGAGGAUGAGGAGGAUGCCGGAUCGGAGGUCGACGACGCCGACAUCGACGUGGCCGCGUUCGUCGCCGACCCGUCGCGGCUGGGCACCAUCAGGCACGCCGGGCUCCGGAAGCACAUCGGCGGCCUGUUGGAGCUCCUCGCGGUGGCCAACGGGCCAUGGUGGCACGACCGCAUCUACCAUGUGUGCGGCGGGGAUUCCUGCUGCGUCUCCCGCGCUGCCACGGUCAAGCGGCUGUGCGCGGCGCUCCGCGCCACCGUGUUCGCCGCUCCAGUGAGGCCGCCAGCUGCGAACAAGUGGGGCAAGCUUGCGCAGGCGCUGGACGUCCUGGUGUUAGGCUUCGCCGUCCACAAGGUGUGGCCGCAAGCAUUCGCGCGGCUGCAGUUAGAAUCUGGCACGACGGUCGACGCCGACAUGGAUCAAGGGUUGGCGCACGAUCUGAUGUUUGCCGCUGUCACGGGGUCCCGGUACGCCAAGGGCCGCGCCUUCUUGGAGCAGCCUGCAACGCACGGCCUCAUCGUCAGCGCGGCGCUGGUGUUGGAGCCGAUGUCGGCCAUGACCUCGUGGUUGAUGCGCAGGGCUCGCGACGUCGACACGAUGUGCAAACGGCCGCUCAUGGAUCUUACUUGUGGUCCCUAUUCGGUUGUUGGCGCCGCCAUGCAGUACCUCUCGUCGAUGCUGUCCGGGGAGCCUCGCAGGCUCAUUAUGUUGUGGCGGCCUUCCCAGUGCACGGACUUCCAGCAGUGGUUGGCGACUCGAGCGAGCGAGGUGAGAUUGCUGCGGCGCCUCGUGCUCCUGGUCAGCGCAUCGAUCUACAGGCGGUUCGUCUUGAUGCUGAAGUCGUUCCCGUGGCAAUUGGUAUCUCUUGCCGACGCCAGGGUGUCCGAGGAUGACAAGAUGGAUGUCGUCGAGCGCUGGGACAAGGCCCAGCCGUGCUGCGUGCCGCCUGGCUUCGCCAAGAAGCUUAAAGAACGUGGCGUCUCCGGCGCAGACCUGCUGACCUGCCCUGGCUGGCAGUUGACGCUGCAGUGGUUCGCUGUCGCAGUCCGGCUGCAGGUUGCUGAUAUCGAGUGGCGCCACAAGCGCAAUCGAGUUAGAACCAACACUUCGACAGGGCAAACGGGGUGGGGUAACUUCUCCGCGGAGUACAUCAACGCGGAGGCCGUCGCGUCCGCCGAGGGGGCGGCCCGGGAGCUCGCCGAGGGCGUGCCUCUCCCGCCUCAGCCUGCAGCCGAGGAGCAGCGCGCCCGCGUGCCCAAUGCGAAGUCAGCCAAGCAGAUCUUCCGGCAGGACAAGAUCGACCGGGACAGGGCGGCCGGCCGCCUCUUCCACCGCGCCAGCGAGCAGUGCCAUGCGGAGGUCAGCAGGGAGUGGGACAACCUGUCUGCCGCGGACCGCGGCCGGUUCGAGAUGCACCGCCACAGCCCGCUGUUCCAGCUGCCGGGGUUCUCGCAGUCGCACCCGAAGUACAUCGGCUGCGAGGGCCCGCAGUCGCAGCUGCGCGCGCUGGCGCUGAGCGGCGUGGCCUCGCCUGCUCCGGCGCCCCCUGGGCCAGGGCUGGGCCCGCGCGACCCCUUCCCGUUGAAUGUUGCCGCCGUGCAACAUUUCAAACGCGUGAAGGCGCCGCCUUCGACCCCGGGUCGACGCCCGCCGACGAGCGCAUCCUUCAAGGCGCUUGCGAGCGAGUUCAAGAGCUCGGUUGACCCCUUCGCCCUGCGCCAGCACGUGCUUGACUUCCCCGGUGACGUUGAAUAUCCGAAGUGCUGUGGGCCAAUGUGUGCUACGACAACCGCUCCAGACACGUUCGCAGUGUACACUCGCAUCGUAGCCUACCUCACCGAGAUCGCAAGUUGUUUCGGCACGGCAAAAAGAUUGGCAGAUUCGGACGCCCUUCUGAUGUUCGAGGUGCGCCCAGAAGGGGAUGGAGAUGGCAUCGGUAUUUUCGUCUGGUUCUGCCUUAUGACGGGGCGGUAUGGUCCGCAUCCGGCAGCGCAGACGUUCGCUUUGACCACCCUGCUGAACCCGCCUAUGCCGGAUGAUGGCCUGGCUGGAAUGAAGUUCAUUUUGCAUCGCGACCAACGCGUCGCCCCAGCAGAUGCAGCCAGUCUGAGGCCGCCCUUGCGUCGACAGCACGUGGGCCAACUGAAUCAUUUCUCGGAGGAGGAGUUCGCCGAGAUGAUCGUGAAUAGCAUGCCUGGCCAGCAGGUGCGAACCAUGAAGGCCGACCUGGAGGCGCAGGUCUCCGAGGGCGAGGGCGUGGGCGGGACCCUGGAGCUCUUGCUGGCGACGGCGGCCGUGGUCGAGGCAGCGGUCGAGGCCGCGGCCGCGGCCGAGGCGGCGAUGCCGCGCUCGUGGCGCUACCGGCAGGCCAAGCCGCUCGCGGGUCCUGUCGCUGCUGCCCCCGCUGCAGCCGCGGACGACGCCCUGCUGCGCGAGGUGGCUGCCGCGCUUGGCCUCCCCUCCGGCGCCGGCCAGGGCCUGGGGGCGCUCGACGGUUUGGGGGUUGAGCUUGCCCUGCCCCGGGAUUUCGUGCUGGAGAUGGGCAUCGUAAUGAGAGAUGAGUUGAGGGUCGAGGUCCGAGCUGGCGGGCAUGUGCAUUGCCUGGACACGGGCCGCCACUUGGGCCAUCUUAUGUCUGGGCUGGGCAGCGGCGCCGGGGCGGAUGAGCGCACUAACAUCAAGGCGCGCUGUGCGACGCACCGCAGGUGCGAAUGCUGGCUCUGGGGCGUCAUCGACACGCCCGAGGUCAGGGCAGACUUGUUGCGAUGGCUCGCCGAAUCCUCGACUGAGAAGGAGCACGCUGAGAGUGCAUAUAAUUUGAAGACGCGGCAUGGCAUGAGGCCUCGGAAGCCGGCGGGCCUUGCUUAG
This is a messenger RNA of Prorocentrum cordatum, 4236 nucleotides long. The record is from the annotation of a GenBank genome assembly. Lineage: Eukaryota; Dinophyceae; Prorocentrales; Prorocentraceae.